GUGUAAUGUCACGCCCUCAGUUGGGCUCAUCUUAUUGUGUUCGUUACAGAGUAAUCACGUACGGGAAGCAGGAAGGCGCAGAAUACCACAAACAUCUUUGCACCAAUAGAAAGAUCCCACAGAAGAAAAUGUUCCACUUGACUGGCCAAUCACAUUGAACACUUUGUCUUCAAAGGCAUCACAUCUUUGGGUAAAAUCAGUCUGUCUGUUAACUUUCGGUCAUCAUCACUCAUGGACGGGCUGCACACUUUUCUAGUCGCUCUCUUAGGAGUUGCAUCCUGCAGUCAUGAUUGGAUCUCUGGAUCAGUGACAGUCAGACCAGGAGACAACAUCACUCUCUACUGUGAUUGUAAAUCAUCAUCUGGAGUAUUCAUAGUGUGGUACAGGAACUGCUCUCAUGAGAACCAGCCUCCUCUCGUCCUUAAAGUCAAACCAUUAUACAAUCUGGACAGUGACACUAAAGAUUAUCUGAAAGUUCUUCAUCAUUUUCAAUUUGUGAGAAACUCUUCUUCUAAUUCUUAUGACCUGCUGAUCAUGAACAUCACUGAUUCUGAUGAGGGACUCUACUACUGUGGAACUGAAGAGAGUAAAGUGGAGGAUAAAGAAUUCAUUGGCCUCAAAACUCUUUACAGAAACGGAAACGUCACAACAAGGAUCUCAAUCAGUCCAGACUGCAGCGAUUCUCCGCUCCAGACUCCAGAAUGUCUCUGUCCUCUGUGUUGGACUCUGCUGGUCUCUCUGUGUCCAGCUAUUGCUGUCCUCUCCUCCGUCCUCUCCUCUCUUCUAGUUUAUCAUCUGUGUCAGAAAAAAGCUCCACAACCUGAUCAGCAAACACCUCAAAGAAGACAGCAUGGGGAUGAAGAUGUGUGCUAUGCUGCACUGGAAAUCCAACAGACAUCACACAGACCAAAGAAGAAGAUCCAGAGUUCUGACUUCAGCACCUAUUCUGCCAUCAAUACUUCGAGGAUAUAGAGUCUAAAAAAGAAAAAAUAACGACCACGAAUCUACAACAUCUAAUGAUGGGAUCACAGCACCUAUAACACCGACCAGCAAAGGCCCAUCUUUGACCUCGACCUUUAGGUGCAUCACAAAACCUGCACCAGAAUACCAACACCUGUCACAGUACUAGAACCAACUUGGUGGUAGUAACCCUUACAGCAGGCGCCUCUAGGAUCUCAUUUCUCAUUGAUGACACACUCUCAAGGUGACAUGAAAGACGCCUUUGCAGCUGACAUGACAACAAAAAACCUUCUGUUAUUGACGGACUGCAGAUCAAUUUACAAGCUCUUUUACUUUACUUCUUCCCCCACUUCAGUACUCUGAGGAGCAG
Messenger RNA from Gasterosteus aculeatus aculeatus (three-spined stickleback), 1330 nucleotides. NCBI's taxonomy places the organism in Eukaryota, Metazoa, Chordata, Actinopteri, Perciformes, Gasterosteidae. The record is from RefSeq and is a predicted model, not a curated record.